Messenger RNA from Closterium sp. NIES-67, 4932 nucleotides. The record is from the annotation of a GenBank genome assembly. NCBI's taxonomy places the organism in Eukaryota, Viridiplantae, Streptophyta, Zygnematophyceae, Desmidiales, Closteriaceae.
GACACUUGUGAAAAUAUCGAGGGAGCUGAGUGAGGACAGCAAAGGGGGAGCUGAAAUUCGUCAUUUCUCAAGGAGAAGAUGAAUGAGAGAGGAGGAGAUGCUAAUGGAAGAGGAGCUGUACCUGAGAAGACAAGUGAGCCGCCACCAUCAAAAGUUGAAGCUUUGGAUGGCUCCAACUAUGAGGAAUGGAGCGGGCGGAUGAGGAGUGCCUUCAAACGCUACAAGCUACUGAAGAUUGCUGUUGGGGAGGAGAAGAUGCCGGAGGAAGGCGAAGAACGCGAACGGUGGAUUGAGAAAAGCACGGUGCUUUUCGACCUCAUCCUUCAAUCGGUCAACAAGGAGAUGUUCGAGCACAUCAAGGAUCUUGUGGAAGCGGAUGAUUCGGGUCCAAGGGCGUGGAAACUACUACGCGAUGUGAUUCAGCCCAACACUCUGCCGAUGGUGAUCGUGCUCGAGAAGGAACUUGCUGCCAUCUCCAUGCGACCAGGGGACGAUGUGAAGCCGGUCCUUGAUAAGAUCAAGGACACCUAUGCAAGGAUGGCAGCAGCGGGUAGCAGCGUAUCUCAGCUACAGCAGUGCACCAAGAUCAUCUCGGUGUUGGACAACUCUUGGGACAACCUCAUCCCCACCCUCAACUCUCAGCAAGAUCAAUGGACACCUGAGUGGCUAAGGCAGCAGAUUCUGCAGGAGGACUUCCGCAGACGCCAUGUGGGAGGCGGUGCUUCCACUAAGACUGCUGAGGGGUAUGGAGCUGCAGGGCGCGGCAGAGGAAGAGGGGGUUGGAGAGGCCGAGGCCGUGGGAGGAGCUUUGGCAGAGGUAGAGGCCGAGGUGACUAUAAUGAAGGGCAUGGGAGCUCUAGUGGCAGGGGGAGAACCAGAAUGGAGGGCACCUGCUGGUACUGCAAGAAAUUCGGGCAUCCUUGGUUCAAGUGCUUCAGCAGGCCGGAGGGAUGGGCACCUCCAGGCAUGAAGCCGCCAAGUGGUGAACGCGCACAAGGUGGCGCUGUGCAAGGCUCAGGUGCACAAGGUGAAGGUGCACAAGGUAAUGCCUAUCCUGGGAUGUUUCUCAUGGUUGAGGAUGUGGAUGGGCAUGAGGGUGAUGUGGGAUCUGUGGGAAAGGUUGUAAUGCACCCUCUCACGCACUGGGUGAUUGAUUCAGGUUGCACCAGUCACAUGACCCCACGGGCAGAUUUGCUUGACGAGGUAAAACCCCCUGGGAAGAUUAAGUAUCUGGCAGCAGCAUCAGGUGCUUUGCUCCCUGUGAUUGGUGUUGGGAAUGCCAAGGUUAAGGGAGCUAAUGGGGAGCUUGUGGGGCUUGGGAAUGUUAUGCUGGUUGAAGGUUUGUCUGCUAACCUUCUCUCUGUGCGACGACUGCAGAAGAGCAAGGCUGAAGUGACCUUUGGACCAACCAGCUGCCGUGCUAAGCUUGGGCAGAAGGUGCUGUGGAGUCUGGAAGAGGAGACCAGCUGCAUUAAGGACCUGUGGCAACUGCCCAUCAUCCUUUGGAAUGGGAAGACUCCAACAGCAGCAACAGCAGCAGCGGCAAAGGCAACUGUAGGAGGAGAUGCAACUGCACCAACUGAUGGGGUCCAGGAAGCAGUCAAGCAAGUGCAGCAGCAGCAGACACAUGGUGAGAAGUUGGUGAAGGAUGGGAGCCUGAAAGGAUUGGAGGUGAAAGGGGGAGAGAAGGAGAUUGGGAGCUGCCCUACAUGCUUGGAGACCAAGUUCUCUAAGUUCCCCUUCAACAGCACUAUAGGACCAGCCAAGACCCCACUUGCACUUGUGCACAUGGAUGUGGUGGGGCUCACAAGAGCCCCUUCCCUCUCAGGCAGCCGCUAUUUCUUGAUAAUUGUGGAUGACCACACUCGAGUAGUGUGGGUUUACCCUUUGAAGAGCAAGGGGGAGGUGGCAGCGGCUGUCCUUAAGGAGUGGAUGCGUAGAGCUCAGAGGGAAUGCGGACACAAGGUGAAGGUGAUCCGCAGUGAUAAUGGUGGGGAGUUUAUUGGAGCUGAUUUUGAGGGGGAGUUGAAGAGGAACGGGAUCCAGCAUCAACUGACAGUGCCCUCCAACCCGCAGCAGAAUGGCGUGGCUGAGAGAUUCAACAGGACCCUGCAAGAGGGGGCACGCACUCUCCUUGGGCGUGCAGGGCUGCCUGAUCCGUUUUGGGUGUCUGCACUGGGGCAGGUCGCCCUUGUGAAGAACAGGGUGCUGGCUACAGUUGGGGAUAAGGAGUGGAUCCCAUAUGCCAAGUGGUAUGGGAGUGCUCCAGCUGUGAACAUGCUGAGGGCAUUUGGGUGCAUGGUGGUAUUUCAUGUGCCUAAGGAGAAAAAGGGGAAGUUGGAGGCUUCUGGAAGAUGGAGUGUGCACUUGGGAAUUGCAAAGGAUCACAAGGGGUGGCUGCUAUGGGACUUGACCACCCAGAAGCUGACAGUGUCAAGGGAUGUGAAGUUUCUUGAGUCCCUGUACUACAAGGAAUGGAAGCAGCAGCAACAGAAGCUUCCAUCUACACCGCUCAUUGUGGAGGUAGAUGAGGUGCAGCGGCCUUCAAGACAGGUGGAGGUUGCUGUGUCUGAGGAGGAGAUGUCUAGGGUGACUGAGGAAGGGGGAGCAGCUGAAGUGGAGCAGCAGGAGCAGCAGCAUGAGUCUCCAUCUCGAGUUCCACACCCGCCUGAGCGACCUAGGAGGGAUGUGCGCCCUCCGGUGAGGCUGACCUAUGGGGGAAGAGACAAGCCGAAUGUGGUGCAGGCUAGGAGUGUGGUUGAGCAGAUUGAGGAAGAUGAGAUCGCUCACUGCUACUGGGCACCAAUCCCUGAGCCCAAGACUCGAGAAGAGGCCUUGAAUGGACCAAAUGGGGAGAAGUGGAAGGCGAGUGAGGAUGAGGAGUUUGGGUCCCUGAUUGAGAAUGAGACAUGGGACCUGUGUGACUUGCCUCCUGGGAAGAAGGCAAUCCCUUCCAAGAUGAUCUACAGGCACAAGUAUGGACCUGAAGGGGAGCUGACCCGCUACAAGUCUAGGCUUGUGGCAAGGGGGUUUCAGCAGACAAAGGGGAAGGACUAUGAUGAGGUGUUUGCUCAAGUGGGGAAAGGAACAACACUGAGGGUGCUGUUGGCGAUAGCUGCACUCCUGGGAUGGAAGAUACGGCAGAUGGACAUUGUGACUGCCUUUCUGAAUGAGAUCAUUCUGGAGGAGGUGUACAUGAAGCAGCCAGAGGGGCUGGAUGAUGGGAGCGGCAGGGUCUGCAGGCUGAAGAAGGCCAUCUAUGGCCUUAAGCAGGCGCCUCGUGCAUGGUAUCACAAGUUGGAGGAGGCGCUGUUGGCUGGGGGUUUCAAGAAGAGUGAGUGUGACCCCAGCCUGUUCCUGCUGCAGGAGGAGGACGAAAUCCUCAUGCUCUUGGUGUAUGUGGAUGAUAUCCUUCUCUUUUCUGCAUCAACUGCUUUGCUGGACAGCGCAGAGCAGAUGCUGGAGAUGCAGUUCAAGUGCUCCAAGAUGGGUGAGGUGAAGUACUACCUGGGGAUGCAUGUGGAGAGAGAUGUGGAAAAGGGUGUGCUGAGGUUGCACCAGAGGAAGUACUGUGAGGGGCUGGCUGAAAAGUAUGGGCUGCAAGAUGGGGGAAAGCCAGCAACACCACUACCUUCGGGGUUUACUGUGGAGCCAUGUGCUGAUGAGGAGGUAGUGGGUGAGAGUGACAGGAAGCUGUUUCAUUCGAUGGUUGGGUCGCUGAAUUAUCCUGCAAAUCAUACACGGCCUGACAUUGCAUUUGCCACAUCACGGUUAGCUAGUGUGGUCUCACGCCCUAGUCAUGAGCAGCUGGAAGCGGCCAAGAGGUUGGUCCGCUAUGUGAGUGCUACGGCAUCAGUGGGAUUGGAGUACAGUGGAGUGAGGCAGCGGUUGCAGAGAGGUGCUGCAGAUGUGAAGAGUGGAGAGAUGCUCUUGAGUUGCUAUACCGACGCUAGCUUCAACUCGGUGAAAGCGGAUGGCACCAGCAUUUGGGGUUAUGUGUGCUUGCUAGGAGGUGGUGCUGUGAGCUGGCGCAACAAAAAGCAGAAUGAGGUGGGAUUGUCCUCAUGUGAGACUGAGUACAUGGCCUUACACCAUGGGGCCAGGGAAGUGGUGUGGCUGAGGCGUUUGUUGGAGGAGUUGGGAGUUGGUCAGGAGGAGCCGACAGUUGUGUUCUGUGACAAUGAGUCUGCUGUGAAGCUCGCCAAGAAUGCUUGUCUGCAUGGGCUUACAAAACACAUAAGGCCUAAGUGGCAUUGGGUGAGGAGACUACUUGAUAAGGAGGUGCGGCUGUAGAUAGUGAAGACCCAUCAGCAAGCAGCAGAUAUUUUCACUAAGCGUCUGGCGGAGGCGGAUCAUUGGAAGGGCAUGAAGCUUGCUGGGAUGAGUGUGCAUUGAGUAUGCAUGGUUGAGAUGUUGGUAUGGUGGAUGAUGGUUGGCAGCCAGAGGGGGAGAUUGUUGUGUGAUGUCAUCAUAUGCUAUCACAUUCUGUCUGCCUCCCAUCCCUUGUUUCAAUUCGCAUGUAUGGUUUGACUGUGUGUGAAAGAAUUUGUGUGGUGUGUGUUCUGGAGUUUGGGAAUGUGUUUUGUGUUAUUCUGUCUGAGCAGGGAUUUGUGAUAAUAGAUCUUGAGAAGAUCUUUCCGACGCAACAAGAAUCGCUUCAAUCGGAGCAAGAACGCGAAAGCUAUGAAGAUUCAAAGUUCAUGAGCUUGCGUUACAAUUGCGGCGGUUACAAAGUGAAUUUGUGGGGUGACUUUAUAUGGAGUUGGGACCUUUGGGGUUGGGGAAAUUCGUCACUCUACUGUAACAGCUGCAAAUUGGUUGGGAACAACCAAGCUAGGUUGGCAAGGGUGGCCAACUUGGAUGGAUUGGUUGGAAAGGGACAAAUGUCAAAGUUGGGGUUCCUAUAGGGAGGGAAUCUUUGUGCUUAUGGGG